This is a messenger RNA of Triplophysa dalaica, 2871 nucleotides long. RefSeq names its product angiotensin II receptor, type 1b (gene agtr1b). Gene Ontology annotation, biological process: regulation of vasoconstriction; immune response; G protein-coupled receptor signaling pathway. The transcript is spliced from 2 exons. NCBI's taxonomy places the organism in Eukaryota, Metazoa, Chordata, Actinopteri, Cypriniformes, Nemacheilidae. The record is from RefSeq and is a predicted model, not a curated record. Gene Ontology annotation, cellular component: membrane. Gene Ontology annotation, molecular function: angiotensin type II receptor activity. The coding region runs from base 240 to 1316 and encodes 358 amino acids.
UCAUCAAUGGGGGGUGGAUUGUGGUAUGUGUCGGGACGUUUUACAUCUUUUUUGGUUAGUUCAAGGCUCUGAGAUUCAGAUGCACACUAUUUGGCUCCGACUGUGAUAUUGAUAUUUUACCACGCACUGCCGCAGGUCCCAUUGAGCCCAAGGCUGAAGUUGGUCCCUACAUACAAAACCGGGCCCCUGUAUGAAAGAUCCCUAUUUUCUGUCCCAAACUUCUGGAAACUGAGACAAAAAUGGAGAACGAGACAUCAGGAUUGAGUAAAGGCCUCCUUGUGAACUGCAGCAUGUCUGGACGAUACAACUUUAUCUUCAAAUUGAUCCCUGUGGUCUAUGGGUGCAACUUCAUCAUUGGGAUCAUUGGGAACAGUAUGGUGGUGGCUGUCAUCUACCGCUACAUGAAGCUAAAGACAGUAGCUAACGUGUUUGUGCUCAACCUUGCUAUAUCGGAUCUAACCUUCCUUAUCACUCUGCCAAUGUGGGCCACCUUCACGGCCAAAGGAUACCACUGGCCCUUCGGCACCUUCUUGUGCAAAGCUAGCGCAGGUCUGGUCAUCUUCAACCUCUACACUAGCAUCUUCUUCCUUACUGCUCUUAGCAUCGACCGAUAUCUCGCUAUCGUACACCCGGUGCGUUCUAGACAUCGACGCACCCUCUUCUACGCCAACCUCACCUGCGUGGUAAUAUGGGUGUUUGCUUUACUUCUCAGCAUGCCCACAGCGCUAAGCAGGGAUGUGUAUGACACGGGGAACUCCAUGUUGUGCGGGGUGUUGCACUGCAGCGAAAGAAUCCACUUGCUUGUUACCCUUAGCGUGCUAAAGAGCAUUCUAGGGUUCUUUGUGCCUUUUCUCAUCAUCAUCACAUGCUAUUGCCUUAUCGGUCGGGCCCUGAUGGAUUCUAGGGGUAUGCUGAGGAAGAGCGUUCGCUCAAGGGAAGACGAGACGUUACGCAUGCUAGCUGCCGCCGUGCUAGCGUUCUUUGUUUGCUGGGCUCCUCAUCAAGCUUUCCACUUCAUGGAGCUGCUUGCCAUGCUUGGUGUGGUGGAAAACUGCCAAACACUGGAUAUUCUUGACACCGCUAUGCCCUUCACCAUCUGCAUUUCGUACUUUAACAGUUGUGUCAACCCCAUUCUCUACAGCUUUGUUGGAAAGAACUUCCGCAAGAAGCUACUGAAGCUGCUGGGCUGUGGCUCGGGUCCAGCUAGCGGUCCCCUUAGAAUUAAUUCAAAGAUGAAUCUACAUUCCAACUGCACCUCUGGACUGCUCAAACCAGCAAGCUCCAAGAAGAAUACAACAUUUACUGUAGAGACUUAAUCAGUGCGAAGCUGAAUCCCGUAAGGAUGAUGUGUUUUAGUAACCAUUCCUAAGAGUCCAGUGUGUGAAAUUUAGCAGCAUCUCGUGGUGAGGUUAUGAAUCGUAACCAACGGCUCAGUCCACAGCUCACCCCUCCCUUUCAAAACACUACGGUGGCUGACAUAGGACAAAGAUGUCAUCACAUUUUCGCUUCUUUGCUGAAGGAGAUAACAUAGAAACACGUUCUGUAGAGCAGUUUGUCCGUUUGGGCCUGCUGUAGAAACAGCAUGGUGGAUUCCAUGUAUGGUGACUCGCGGUGUAUUUAGAUAGAAAUAGCUCAUUCAAAGGUCAUGAAAACGUUUAUACACAUCUGAAGACAUAGUUAUGUUUAUCGUAUUGCAUUUCUGGAACGUCUAGCUUUGACCAGCCUAAGAGUGAUGGUUUGACGUUGGUCUAGCUGGUGCACAUGUGCCAGUUGCUUAAAGAACUCAAACCUGGUCUUUUAAACCGCGCCAGUUUGUAUUAUGCAAUUAUGCAAAUGAAUGAGAGCCUUCAGCUGUCUGUAAAAGGAAACCAGAUGGAUUAUUAUUCAGGUAGCAACUGUAUAUGUUCAUCUAAUUUAUUAACAACAAUAUUCGCUUCUAAUUCUAUUCGUAUUCUAUCAUAACAGUAGUUGACCUGUAUGAGAAAACUGACCAUGUGAGGGGACAGUUUGCACUGACACUUGUUAUAGCUUGCUUAUGGACAUGCUGAGAAUGCAAAGCUUAAUCUGACAUAUUAUUUGGAAGAUGAUGCACAAAAUCAAUAAAAUAUGCUUCCAUAAACGUGUGUAGACUAUGUAGACCGUUUGUUCAGAGUGGGUUUUACAUACACUUCUGAAUAAGUGAUCUGUGAAUGUGAGCAUGCAAUAUCCACAGUUUGAUUUUUUUGAAAACAGUGCCUUUUUCGUUGAACCAAAAAAAUACAAUUUUGCUGAAAACAAACAACUUGGAGGUGGUGAAACCAUCUGUAGCGUUAGCUUAGGAGGACACUGGCAACACCAAGGUCAUAGGUUUGAUUUCCAGUCUAUGAACAUACAGAUACUGAUAACAUGCAUUUCAACGUAUGCCAGGUACAUGAACGUAAUCGUAACAGCUGUUGGUGUCUACAGAUAGUUAGUCAUGAGUGUGUCAGUGAUAAACUGUCACAAUCUUUUAUACACAUAUGUGCAUUAUAUUUGCAUUCCUUUUACAAAAAGAUUUUUUGCAGUUAGGACCUUCUUUAACUCAACAUUCCAUAUAUACUCUAUCUAUAUUUUUUUGGUUUCGUUUGAGAUUUCCUUGCUCUUUGUUGUUUACUAAACCCCACUGUAUAUGUAUAUUUUAAUUCUGUAUUGUUGUUGAACAACCAUAUAGAUUUUAAAUACAGUGUAAUAUUUGUUUGAAUUACUGUAACAAUGACAUCACUCUUAGUUAUAUUGCCUAUUUAGUGAAGUUAUAUCAGUAUUUUCAGACUUUAUCUAGUAUAAGGAAAAUAGUAAAUUGAUUGCUGUCGUCUAAGAUAUAAUUGGAAUAUGUCUGUUUAACAGGAAAAUAAA